GUGGGGUAGCUCGGCCUUUUUCCGCCCUUCAUGUAGCAGGCGCAUCGCCAUCGCUAUCGCCCGUCUCCGUCUCCGUCGCCGUUGUUUCAUCACCGAGAACCCAGUUCCACCUGUCUCGACAGUCAACACGAGGCUCCAAAUCGCCCGCCAAUCUGCCUUAUCUCAGCUUCCCAGAGCCCUAUUGCCAGACAUAGUAUAGACAUGCCCAAUUCUACAGACAACCAAGGCUCGGCCCCACCGGGCCUCUCCUCUAGGCCUCUUCCCUCCUCCUUUGACGACAACGCGGACUUUUACAACGAGAAUGGCUUCCAAAAGGUGUCCCGCCGUCUCCGCGAGGAGCCUUUGAUCCCCAUCGGUUGUAUCGCCACCGUCGCCGCCUUCACGGGCGCCUACCGCGCCAUGCGCCGCGGUGACCACGAACAGGUUCAGCGCAUGUUCCGCGCCCGUGUUGCUGCCCAGGCUUUUACCGUUAUCGCCAUGGUUGCCGGCAGCUGGUACUACGCUGCUGAUCGCCAGAAGCAGAAGGAGCUGUGGAAGCUGAAGGAGCAGCAGGACGCCGAAGAGAAGCGCCAGAAGUGGAUUCGGGAGCUCGAGGUUCGCGAUGCCGAGGACAAGGCUCUGCAGGAGAGACUCGAGAAGAGGAAGAAGAAGAAGGCAGAGCGUGACUCGGCUGCUGGCGCUCCGGAUGGCGUUGCCGCCCAAGCCCAGGCCGCCUAUGCUAAUGCCAAGGAGAAGGUCAGCAGUCCGGCCGGAGACGUAGCGCCCGAGGAUCCCAACAAGUCCAACAUCACAGGUGUUCGCGAGCGACUACCCACUUGGCUUGGGGGCUCCAAAGGAGCCGAUGGGUCGUCGCGGGAUAAGAACUAGGCUGAAUACAAACGUGAUUGAAGGUAGCCACUCAGGUAUGUAAGUAUACGUGAAUGAUGUACGAUAUAAUAUGGAGAAGUCGGGGACAUGGCUUGCACCCGUAAAGGCAGUCAGAUCAUGAGGCCAUAAACGUUCCGG
Molecule: messenger RNA, 1005 nt
Organism: Neurospora hispaniola
Lineage: Eukaryota; Fungi; Ascomycota; Sordariomycetes; Sordariales; Sordariaceae
Product: altered inheritance of mitochondria protein 31, mitochondrial
Exons: 2
Coding region: 202-867 (221 amino acids)
Biological process (GO): mitochondrial respirasome assembly
Cellular component (GO): mitochondrion
Source: RefSeq, a predicted model, not a curated record